GUUUGUUUUAUCAGGACGAAAAAAAAAUCGAAAAUUUAUUUUGGAUACAGGAAGCAACAUGCUGAGACACUGUAAAUUAGAAAAUAUAUAAAAAUCUGAUAUUAAAAUGGAUAUCAGAUUACCCAGCAUUUCUUCACUGUCAUCAAAACUUCUCCAGAUUCCCUUCAAGACCAGAGUUACUGCCCUUGGCGUAUCUGCAAGUUUUGCACUCAUAGGGCUUAUAGUUGCAAUUCUUAGACGUAACAAACAUGAUAAAGAGAAGAACGAGAAAGAUAAAAAGAGAUCAGAAUUGGCAAGGGGAAGGGAGAGAACUGGUAGAAUUCCUUUACCAAAUAGUCCAAAUGGAGACCUGCCAUAUAGGAGUAGAAGCCCAAGUUCAAUAAGGUCAUUAUUACGUCAGAAAUCACUGUCAGGGUCUACAGGGAGUCUUGGCGCUGUCUCAGUUAGUACUACUUCAACUAUAAUACAUCCUACAGCUGUUGAUACGUCGGACAUGACCUCACAGCAGUUAUGUCAGUUAGGAUUAGAUACCUUACAAAUUGCAAUCACAUACUGGGAGGAUGCAGUGAUGAAGAUGGGAUAUUUAGAUGAUAAUCUCCUCCCAGCUAUAACUGAUCCAGAGACCAGUGCAUUACAGCAUCAUUUAGAACGUCUGUUGGAGAUGGCGUAUCACAUGCAGGACUCGUACGAGAGACAGAUGGAGAAAGAGGCAGACUACGUGGCUUUCGAUACAGCAAUGGCAGCAUUUACUGAAACCGAAAACAUGGCUAAAAAUAGAAGUAUGAGUAUAGGAUCUUCAAGUGACCUUGACUCAUUUGUAUCAGCUACAGAUCUCGCUGAUUUAUCAGAUUUAGAUACUCACAGAGAAAUGUUUAAACAUCUUGUACUGUAUGAGACAGGGUUGUUGGAGCUUAAACAUGGAACUAUUUCAUGCAGAACUCUCAGGACAGAGAUGUCUCAUUGUAUGUCAGAUACAGAAUUUCUUGCUAAACUUCAUUGUAUACGACUUGCUCUAGAGGAUGUUUUUAGAGAUGUUGAAAAUCGAGAUUAUUUUAUAACAAUGGGUAAGAAGAUAAUUGGAGAUCUUCUGUUGCAGGCAGACAGGGAUCCUGAAGAUUUUUAUGCCUCAUACUCAUCCAUGAUGGACUAUGUGAACACUGAAGAGAACUGGAGUAAAAUGGAAGAUGAAUUGAGGGGGCGUGGGGUUAAGAAUUUUACAUUUUAUGAUGUUGUGCUGGAUUUUAUAUUAAUGGAUGCUUUUGAUGAUCUAGAAAACCCGCCAUCUUCCGUAAUAGCCGUAUGUAACAAUAGAUGGUUGUCAAAUGGCUUUAAAGAAACUGCAUUAUCGACAGCUGUAUGGUCAGUAUUAAAAGCAAAGAGAAGAAUGCUUAAGUACCCCAAUGGCUUUAUAUCUCAUUUUUACAACAUCUCGGAGUCUGUAAGUCCUGUGUUAGCAUGGGGAUUUCUAGGACCAGAAUCAAAACUAAAAGAUAUUUGCUCAUAUUUCAAGGAUAUAGUGUUAGGUUUUAUUCGGGAUAUGUUCAGUUUUGAGAAGGCCAGAUAUACAAGUAUAGAAGAACUUUCGGAAGAUAUUGUAAAACUUGCCAAGUCUCGAAUGGAACUAGUCUUACAGAAGCUGAAACCGGAACCGGUGUGAUACUACAUGUAUCUCACAUUUUGUUAAACCGG
Molecule: messenger RNA, 1689 nt
Organism: Ruditapes philippinarum (Manila clam)
Lineage: Eukaryota; Metazoa; Mollusca; Bivalvia; Venerida; Veneridae
Product: mitoguardin-like
Exons: 13
Coding region: 107-1657 (516 amino acids)
Biological process (GO): mitochondrial fusion
Source: RefSeq, a predicted model, not a curated record